CGCUGUACAGUGAGACGAAAAUUGGAGAGAUUUCAUUUUCAGGGUAUUUUCAAGAAGGGACUACUUUUGGAAUUUGUAUGAAAUAAUACAAAACUUAUUCAUUUCUUUUUAUUGAAUAGUGAAAUUGCACCUGCCAAGUUCAUGUGGUGGAAGCCCUAAAUCACUUUUAUCCAAAUACAAGUUGUAAAAUGAGUUUGAUGAGGAGAAAUCCAAAAUAUUGUAGGAAGUGAGAAGUUGAUGGUUGACACAGUUGUUCAAGCAAAAUGUCUAAGUCGGCAAAAAAACUAAAGAAGCCAUUAGAUCUACCUCUUGGAAAAGCCACAUCGUAUAAGGAUGUCGACUUGUCACAUGUUCGGUUACCAAUCGACACAAGUGUGUUUGGUCUGAAACAUGCACUGACACUUUUUGAAACAGCUACUAAUGAGGUCAAGAGUUAUCUCGCUUAUGAAUGCGAUUUGAUGUAUGAAUGCAGAAUUUGUCGAACCAUUUUUAGGAGUAUAGCAAAUUUUAUAUUGCAUAAAAGGAAAUUUUGCCGAGAAAAAUAUAAUACUCCUAGAGAUCCAGGGCAAAGUUGUCAAGAGACUUAUGGGGUCACUAUUAUCCAGAGAGAUAUUGAAAUUGCUAAUCAGAUUGUAGCCGAAACAGAACCUCCCGAUACAAAAAAAGUUCCCGGAAGUAGCUUGAAUCCGAUAAUAGAAAACCUCUUAAAGAGACAUGAACAGAAGAAGCUUGUAGAAGACAUGAAAAAUGAAAACUCCACAGAUCUGCCAAAAAUUGAGGAGGAAAAAAAAAUUGGGGAUUUGAAAAGUAUAUCACUGGAGAAAAUAGAGGGUUCGGAUGUGGCUGUCUUUCAGACAAUGGAAUUUGGACCAAAAUUGGGGGAGGCAGAGUUGAUGAAAUCAGAGGUAAUGGAAAUACAUAGCAUAUUUGAUCGGAAUGAGGCAGUUCUCGGAUCAAAUGGAGAGAUUUUAACUUUAAAUCCUAAAGAAAAGGAUGAUAAGCAUAUAUUGAAAAAUGAUUAUUUAUGUACAGAGUGCAAUACAAAAUUUUCCACUAAGAAAACAUUGGCCUGCCAUGUUAAAUAUAAGCAUAGUCAAAAUAGACUAGUUUAUCCAUGUCCGGUAUGUAAGGACAACCUCUCGAACGCCUGGUCCGUUUACCGGCAUUUGUUGAAAAUUCACAGAAUGACAUCGAACCAAAUACGAAAAUACAGGACCCAAAUCAAUAAUAGUGCAAUAUUUAGGAAAUCGGAGGAGAACAAAGACAAGAGAAAAAAUCCUAAGGAACAUAAGGAGGGCAAUGAUCAAGAAAAUGAGUGGUUGGACAAUGUCGAAGGAGACAGCGAUUUACAAAUGUGUGGUGGUUGCGGCAAACAUUUUGAAAGGAAAGCUGCUUUGAUGUCUCAUUCGGUCAUGUGCAUCAAGAGGAUAGCGGUAUGCAAUUCGAUCAAGGAAAACAACAGUAGGAAGAAGGAGUCGGAAAAUGGUGACAAAUUCAAGUCAACUCAGUUCAGUAAAGCCCAACAUAUAGGAUCAGCAAAAAGAAAAUCUAGUAAUGUGAUAAUGUACAAACCAAAGAAUCCCUCUGAAGACAAUCACCCCCAAAUAAAUAAUACAGAAACGAGCAAGGAGGAUGAGUUAGAAAAUAAGGAAGAAGGGGAGAUAGUGGAAUCUCUUGUUGUCGAAGAACAUGAUAGCGAUGUAGAAAACACUGAUGAAUGGAUGAAGAAGGAUAUUCAACAGUAUGAUAAAGACAAACUUAUGUCGAUCAUUGGAGUAGAUACCGGUAGAAAUACGCCAACAUCAGAUCAGAAUACUUCUUCGAAACUCUCAGAUCGAAGUGACUCCCCAUGUAGAGGAUUCGAGGCCGAGACUUCUGAAAACACUGAUAGCAUCGUUAUAAAUGACCCUGGAAAUUAUUCAAAUUCAAGUGAUGAUCCUGCUUCAUCGGACACUGAAACGAACUCGAAUAUUCCAAAAAAUUCGAUGACCGACCCGCCAAAAGACAUUCCGAACGAUUUAUCAGAUUCUAAAGUAGUGUCGGGCGUUUCAGAGAACACUGAAGAGAAAAUUGUGGAAUCGGAGUUUUCAGAUCAGUCGUCGAGUAGCAAUUCCAAAACGUCAACGGAAAACGAGAUGGAUGUUUCUUCGGAUAUCAGCUUGGAUAACAAGAUAAGUUGCGAUUUCAAAUUGGAUCUAUGUGAAGACCCUAAUUUCAUAGAUGUCAGCAUCAAACCACUAAUUAGAGAAAUAAUCGAUGAAGACGUUACGGAUUCAGACAUUAAAAAUCCUCAGGAAAAUGUAGAUUCGGAAAAAUCUUUGCUUCAUAAAGUUAAUGGUUUGAAGACUAUUGAAAACGAUGUAACUAAUUCAAAUUUAGAAGGUGAAGAAAAAUUUAAUAAUAAUAACACGGGAGUUAUUGUUGAAACGAAGGCGGCCAGUUCUUCAAAGAUUAGGAAAAGGAAAAGAUCUGACUCAUCCAAUAGUGAGAAAAUAAUAAGAGCUUCAAUCCCUAAGUUGAAUCAAGAAAAAGUUGAUAAAAGUGAAGAAAACAAAGCAUUCGUAUCAAAGAUUUCACCUUUUAUUGAUAAACAAAAUCUCACUUGUUCUUUGUGCAACAAUCAAUUUGUUUCGUUAUCGGAGUUACUGUUGCAUAUGUCUAAUCAUUUUUCCUGGUAUAGGUUUCAAUGUAGCAAGUGCUUGUUUAUGUCAUUCAAUAAAAAUGACUGUGAGAAGCACGUACGGAAAGAUCAUAAGCUGCCUCUGAAUCUUGUUGAGGGGUCAGUCUUACCGAUUCCAACCUGGAAGGCUUCUUUGAUAUCCGAUAACUUCAUGCACCUCGAAUCUCUUUCCAAUGAGAAAGAUGAUGCAGAAACUCUUGGGACUGAUACAAAGAUUGAUGAAGAUAAAUCGAUCAACUACCAAACAAUAGAAAUCGAUGAGGACAAUGCAUCUACUUCCGAGGUUGAAUUAUGCGAUCCUCUAGUUAUAGAAGCUGAUCCAUCUACAGAUUUGGGUGGUUAUUCGAUGGAUCUUUCAACCAUUAAUGUAGGAGAAAACAACAUUUUGGGCUAUAUAGAUUUAACCCUUGAAGAAAAUUUAGAUGAUUGCGUCGAAACUGCGGAUAACAGUUUUCUAUUGAUGGAAGAAACUGAUGCUAUGCAAGAUUUGUCAAAGCAAGCAAUAAUGGAGGUGAUAUUAGGAAAUGACCAUAAAAAGGAUAAUAAUGUGGAUAAAUGCGAGGCGAGUCAAUCGUGUGAGCAUGUUAGACCGCUUAGAAAUCGAACAAAAAGUAUCAAAGCCUCGCAGAAAGAUUUUAUUUAUGAUUUCGACACUCCGAAGAGCGCAACUCUCAAAGCUUUUAAUUCUAGGAGUGAUACAGAGCAAAUAAACCCAUUUGAAGUUCUAGAAUGAAUUUGUAAUGUAUUGUAAAUUUUCUAUUAUUUCUUGAAAAUGAAGUUAUGUUUUUCAGAUGAAUUGUUUAGUUAUUUUGUGAAAAGAUAUAUAUUUAUUAAUAGAUUUUAUAUGAUGUAU
Coccinella septempunctata (seven-spotted ladybird) is the source of this 3533-nucleotide messenger RNA. RefSeq lists its product as uncharacterized. The coding region runs from base 264 to 3413 and encodes 1049 amino acids. The transcript has 6 exons. NCBI's taxonomy places the organism in Eukaryota, Metazoa, Arthropoda, Insecta, Coleoptera, Coccinellidae. The record is from RefSeq and is a predicted model, not a curated record.